Molecule: messenger RNA, 1380 nt
Organism: Talaromyces stipitatus ATCC 10500
Lineage: Eukaryota; Fungi; Ascomycota; Eurotiomycetes; Eurotiales; Trichocomaceae
Product: ankyrin repeat-containing protein, putative
Exons: 2
Coding region: 1-1380 (459 amino acids)
Molecular function (GO): protein binding
Source: RefSeq, a predicted model, not a curated record
AUGCCUGGAUACGCUCACGAGCACACCCCCACCCUUCGAGCACAUAGUCAGCUUGCGCGUCUUCCAGUAGAGCUCAUCCUAAAGAUCGGCUCCCUCUUGCAAGACAGCCCCGCCGAUCUCUGUCACUUCGCCGCAUUGACUUCAAAGAACUGGUCGAUCCUUAGGGAAGAGUGUCACCGCAUUGCAGUGAAACUGGCUGAGCCGACAGAGGAAGAAUUCAAGAAGUACCUCACUGAGACUGGUGAUGUGGACCGCCUCAUCCUUUGGGACCAAGUACAGGAGUCUGACAUCCACACGCGCUCAAAGUUUACAGAUGCAGUUAGCAAUGGUAAGCUAAAUGUUGUGGACAGCUUCUUGCAACAUGGCCUUAGCCCCAAUACUUGCAGCAUCUUUGGGAAUCGACCUUUGAAUUUGGCAGCUAACUGCCCCCGUCCCGUGGAGAUGUCCAAACUGCUCUUGAAGCACGGAGCAGAUCCAAAUUUAACAGACAUACUUACAGACAUAUUCAGCCCUCUAUAUACUGCUGCCAGCUUGGGUCAUGAGGAUUUGGUGAAUGUGUUGUUGGAUUGUGGGGCUGAUAUCAAGGUCAAGAGCGCCAUUCAAGCCAUAUGCCAUAUCUGCACGGAGGCCACAAUUGUGCGCGCCUUCGAGAUGGGUGCCGAUAUUCACUCAAUCGACGAGGGCGGCAACAAUAUACUCCAUCAUGGUGGUAGAAAUGAAUCACCUGCCGUCCUACCUAUACUUUUCAAAUUGGGCUGUCCCUUGGAGGCCGUAAACAAACAGAAUCUUCAGGGAAAGACGCCACUGAUGAAGGCUGUGAAAGGGGGCCAUGUGAACAAUGUGACAACUUUGCUUGCAUAUAACGCAGACCCUAACACUCCUCUCGCUAAUGGUGCGACUGCUUUACAUGUGGCUUGUAAUUGGGACCACGUCGAAAUUGCACGUUUGCUCAUCGACGCCGGGGCCAAGGUCGAGGUUGUCAACGGCGAUGGGUGGCGCCCUAUCCAUUUCGCAGCGUAUAAUUACUCAACCAAAAUGGUGGAGUUGCUAGUUCAGCAUGGCGCCGAUGUCACAGCUACAGACCAGCAACAGAAUACUGCACUGCAUCUGCUGUUGGCGGAAGUGACUUCCAAUGCCUCGAAGAAGUUUGUCAAAGGCAUCCUCCGGAAGGUAAAACUUCUAAUCUCGGCUAAUGCUGAUCCAACUGCAAAGAACGAUUCGGGUGACACUCCUUUGUCUCUUGCCAAGAACACUGGCCACUAUGAGAUCUAUCAUCUCCUUUCCACCCGUGAUACGCACGCACUUGAUGGCAAACCCCCGACCGGACGCGACUGGAAGGAUUACUUGCGUGAACAUGUUUAUGUUACCGAAGCGGCAUAG